Lineus longissimus is the source of this 2256-nucleotide messenger RNA. RefSeq lists its product as uncharacterized. The record is from RefSeq and is a predicted model, not a curated record. NCBI's taxonomy places the organism in Eukaryota, Metazoa, Nemertea, Pilidiophora, Heteronemertea, Lineidae. The coding region runs from base 1 to 2199 and encodes 732 amino acids. The transcript has 3 exons.
AUGGGAUGCAUAACGAUUAUCAAAGCACUUCUCACGAGGAUUCUGUUUGCUGGUCAUAGCUUUAUAACGAUUUGGAGAGUGGUGGGACUAUUGGACAAUCCCUACUACUGGGGUUUGAGCGGUGGGCUGCUGCUUCUCAUUAUAGAGACCUUCUAUACUUUGAUCAAGAGAAAGGGCUAUGACUAUAAAUGGGUUAGUCCCGCCUUUUUCUUCUACUUGUGUUCGUCCGUGCCAGGGAUCUGGUUCCUUGAGUUAGAUCGGCUGACGAGGUACCAAAACGAAGUGAGCAACUUCACACCUUCAACAUCAGCCCCGAGAGGAGGAAAAACGAAUGGUACAGAAGAUACGGGCAAUCAGAAUGUUGGUCUUGCAUCACUUAAUGGGGCGACCAUUCCCAUCGAAUUCAGUCCUGACAUGUGGGUGCUCGUCAUAGAACAAUCAUUGAUGUUCUUGCUCGUGAUUGGACGAUGGCUGCUUCCGAAAGGUGACAUAACACGUGACCAACUCUCACAACUCCUAUUCGUCUACAUCGGUUUGGCGUCGGAUAUCAUGGAACUAUUUGUUUUGUUCGACGAAAAGCAAGUACUGCUUCACCCCUUUCUUUCGUAUAUAAUUCUAAGCAUCUGGACAAUUAGUUUGAUGCAAUUUGUACUGGUGUUGACUGCUACGAAAGCUAGGCGAAAGAAGAUUGCGCUGAUUCGCCCAACGGCGAAUGAAGAUGGAGAUGGGGAUGAUGGAGAGUGCUCCGGCUGCUGUGGAGGUAAAUGCUGCGAAAAUGAGGUCUGGAGUAUCCUUAUCACAGUUCUCCUCCAAGAUGCCCCAUUCCUCUCCCUGAGGUUGUACGUAAUGGUCACCUUCAAUCUUUUCAAUUACACCAUCCUGUUUUUUACGGUCAAAAACGCGUUGGUGAUUGUCCUGCAGUUUUACCGUUUGGUCGUAGUCACGUGUCUUAAGGAAGAAAAUGUCAGCGAUGAUGACGAGGAAAGCGGAAGUGACGGCUUUGAUAACAAGGCUUUUGAUGAUGAUGGCGCUGAACUCAUUGAUGAAAAAUCCUGGUCAAGGCAACCACCUCCCACUGGUGAAUUAAAGCGAAGGUCACCAGUAGGAGCCGCAGCAGGAGUCAGUGCAGGGCAUGAUGGCACUGCUUGUGGAGAACGAUUCCGCCAGGUUGAUUCUCCAGCAUUGUCCAAGGCUUCGAAGCAAAGCAGUAGUUUGUCGUCAAUUUGUAGUCAACCAUCUUUCCUUGGUUUGACGGAUUCUGGGACGGCUACAGUCACAGCGGCUUCAGUGAAGGCAGGGCAACCUAAUACACCUGGGUCAGUUCGACUGGUUAGGGUUGCAUCUGCAAGGUCUAACGUCGUUGGACCGCAGGCUACACCUGCACCAGAAGGAGGAGAAAAAGACCACGUGGAUAUUUCAGGUGUGGCCAAAGCAAGUUUGCCACCGAUACAGACACAACCUACACCAGCAAAAAGAAACGGCCGCGUGGGGAAUCAAGUGGAGGGCAAACUAGAAUUGUCACCGAUGCAGACGCAGCCUCUGACCCUUGUCAAAGUGCAGCCUACUCCAAAUGUGCCGCCUCGAGUUAAGAAACAUGCUAGGUCUCCACCAUCGUCGGCAAAGAUUCAACCUUCUUCAACGAUUAUUUCACUAACGGGCGAUCGUGGGACCACUGCUUCGCCGGACAUCAUCACAGGUGUAUCAAAUACGCCACCUCCAAUCGAUACGUCAAGCACUAAAUUGAAGAAGACAAGUGCUCUUAAGCCGAAUGCUGAAAAUGACAUGAGGUUAUUAGAUUACGAAGACACAGCUCUGGAAAUAGAAGAAAUUGAAGACAUCAUGAAUACGAUUGGCGCAGACGUGGCCCCACAGGAACCGGAAGUGAAGGCAACUAGCGGAAGUGAUGUCGUGAAGUCUACAGGAAGUGGUGUAGUUGCGGAACACGACCAAUCGCAGGCUUGUUUCAUUGCGGAUGUUGAACAAUCAGAAACAGUCGGAGAUGGUCAUGAAGACGUAGUUGACAAAGAAUUGGAAGAGUUGUUCGAGACGACGAAGGAUGGAGAAGAAAACGAAAUAGAUAGCGAUGGUGACGUAGAUGUUGUCGAGGCAAGCGCCUCAGUUGUAGACGAUAGGAAGGUUCAGACAGUGAUUGAGUUAGAUGCUGAUGAGGGUAUAGUUACUAAAGAGUCAGACACUUAGAAGUGAGUUUCCUCGGACUCUCGGCUUGCAAUAAAGAGGCCCCUGGUUCGGAUAAUA